Poeciliopsis prolifica (blackstripe livebearer) is the source of this 4770-nucleotide messenger RNA. RefSeq names its product forkhead box O3A (gene foxo3a). The record is from RefSeq and is a predicted model, not a curated record. Lineage: Eukaryota; Metazoa; Chordata; Actinopteri; Cyprinodontiformes; Poeciliidae. Gene Ontology annotation, cellular component: mitochondrial matrix; nucleus. Gene Ontology annotation, biological process: regulation of transcription by RNA polymerase II. Bases 868 to 2646 code for a protein of 592 amino acids. Gene Ontology annotation, molecular function: DNA-binding transcription factor activity, RNA polymerase II-specific; RNA polymerase II cis-regulatory region sequence-specific DNA binding. The transcript has 2 exons.
AAGAUGAUUUCCAGCCUUUCUUUGUUAGUGACGCGAGGCUUUCUAAAGGGUGACGUCACCGGCCAGCGGACACUGUCUCUUUAAUUUGGGUCCAGCGGGGCAGGAUCGCGUCUUUCCGCCCCUUCUCCCCUGGACUGUUUGCGCCUGCCGCAGCUGCAGCAGAUCGAAUGAGGAGCGUCGGCGGGCUGCUGGCCGCGCCGCUCCGCUUCAGCGCAGGAUGCCAGGGACGUGCAGCCGGGAUGCGUCAGUGCUUCUCGGCGCCUCGUAGGGCGGAUCGCUUGAGCCUCGCCGCCUCCCUUCGCUGCGGCUCCCGGGACCGUGAGGGACACAUCCUCUCCGCCUUGAUGGUAUCUGGAGAGCGGCGCACCGCUCCGGCGACUGGCAGCGCGGCUCUGCGGGCUUCUGAUUAGGACCUUGAGGUGGGGUGAAGGCGGGGAAGGAGGGAGGCGGUCAAGAUGGCAGCUGUGCGCGGGGUGAUGGCGCUCUGAUGUGGGAGGCUCGUUUGCUUUCGCCGCUCGGGACUGGAGAGCGGGACGCGCGUAAGAGAGCGCCGCUCGGUUUACCGUGAGGCCCCCGCUGCCCCCGUCGCUUCUUUCUCUCCCGGCUGUGCGCCACGGAAGGAAACGGCGAUGUUCUGUUAACGCUGGUCAGCGCAGUUGGCGCUGUGAGCUGCGGAUCGACGCUGGUAGACGAGCGGGACACGUGUUGGGACCGAGCUGCGGGGGUUGGAGAGGGGAGGGGGACAAAUUUGCAUACCUCGUUGCAUAGUAAAUAAAGUCCCUAAAGAAGCCUGCGCUCAACAUUGAUGGAAUGCGAGCCGAGUGAUUCUGCCGUCUCCUCCGCAUCGACAGAGAAACUGCGACCACCAUGGCGGAGGCGCCGCUCAGCAGCGACCAGCCGAACGUGGAGAUCGACCCGGACUUCGAGCCCCAGAAGCGGCCGCGGUCCUGCACUUGGCCGCUGCCCCGUCCAGAGUCCGGCGCGGGCAAGCCCGGGGCGAGCGACGCUGACGUCAUCCCCGAAGAGGAGGAUGACGAGGGCGGGAGCGCGGAGAGCGGCUCCGCGCAGAAACACGGCGACUCCGUGAAAGAGCCGAGCGUCUCCCGGCCCGUGGAGCUCCAGGGCGGCCCCCGCAAAGAGGACGGAUCCCAUUCCUCCGCGCAGAUCCCCGGCGCGGCUCUCUGCGGCUCGGCCUCCCAGCAGGUGAGGAAGUCCUCCGCCCGCAGGAACGCCUGGGGCAACUACUCCUAUGCAGACCUCAUCACCCAGGCCAUCGAGAGCUCCCCGGAGAAGAGGCUGACCUUGUCCCAGAUCUACGACUGGAUGGUGAGGUCUGUGCCAUACUUCAAGGACAAAGGCGACAGCAACAGCUCUGCUGGCUGGAAGAAUUCCAUUCGACACAAUCUGUCCCUCCAUAGCCGGUUUGUGAAAGUCCAGAAUGAAGGGACGGGGAAGAGCUCUUGGUGGAUAGUCAACCCGGAAGGCGGUAAAGGAGGCAAAGCUCCCCGUCGCCGGGCCGUGUCGAUGGACAACAGCAAGUACAUCAAGGGAGCCCGAGGACGGGCCACCAAGAAGAAAGCCUCUCUGCAAGCUGCGCAGGACGGCAGCUCUGAGAGCUCCUCCAGCCUCUCCAAAUGGACGGGGAGUCCAACGUCCCGCAGCAGCGACGAGCUGGACGCCUGGACAGACUUCCGCUCCCGGACCAACUCCAAUGCCAGCACACUCAGCGGCCGCUUGUCCCCGAUCCUGGCCAACCUGGAGCUGGACGAGGUCCCCGACGAUGACUCCCCCAUAUCCCCCAUGCUGUACUCCAGUCCCAGCAGCAUGUCCCCGUCCACAGGACCCACAGGACUCCCUGACCUGGCUGCUACGAUGAACCUGAACGACGGGCUGUCGGACAACUUGAUGGACAACCUUUUAGACAACAUCAGCCUCACUGCAACCCAGCAGGCUCCUCCUGGAGAGGAAGACCCCGGAGCCGUCAGCCAGGGAGGCUCCGUGUUUACCUUCAGCUGCGCCGGCAGUCCCUCCGGAGGCUACGGGCCGAACCCCCUCUUCAGCCCCACGUCCAUCACAAGCCUGCGGCAGUCACCUAUGCAGACCAUCCAGGAGAACAAGCAGACCACCUUCACUUCCAUCUCGCACUUUAGUGAUCACCAGGACCUGCUGAGCCUGGACUCCCCCAGCCACAACAACGUCCUGCUCACCCAGUCUGACCCCCUGAUGUCGCAGGCCAGCACCGCCAUCGCCCUGCAGAACUCUCGCCGGAACGCUAUUCUACUCCGCAAGGACCCUACCAUGGCUAAUCUCGGCGGAGUGGGCCAAAGCGCUUCAGUGCCUGGUUGGCAAGCUGGCUUGUCGACCCCCGACAGCGACAGAGGCGGCCACGCCAAUGCCAAGCCGCCGCACCUGAAGUCUCCCGGCAAGAACGCCACGAUGCAGGAGCGCUUCCCUGGUGAUCUGGACCUGGACGUGUUCAACGACAGUCUGGAGUACGACAUGGACUCAAUCAUCCGCAACGAACUGAUGGAAGCAGACUGCCUGGAUCUGAGCUUUGACUCCACCUCCACCCAGAACGGCAACAGAAACUCGGGAAGCUUCUCCGGCACAAAGCAGACCUCCCCUCAGAGCUGGGUGCCGAGCUGAGGAGUGUAAAUUUGGGUUCAUCGGCACCGACAGGGGAAAAACUGUAUUUAUGUAGUAUUUUCUUCCAAUGUUUUCAAUGUGAGGCAUUUAGUGUGGUACUGUAUUUCACGUGUCUGAGACACACACAGCGGUAUGACGGCGUCCUGCGGCCAUUGUGGAUAGGGUUAAAAAAAGAAGUACAUUUCUGCCAAACUGAGAUUAAUUCUUAAUUUUAGGGAGGAAAAAAACUUGGAAAUCUUUGACUUUUCAAACUCAAAAAUGUCCUUUUUUUUUUUUCCUAGAAAAUUUCUGAGAUUUAUCUAAAAUUUGAGGUUUUUUUCUGGAAACCUUCAACUUUUGAAUCUCAGGAAUUUUGUUUCUUAUUUUCCAAAAAAUGUUUUUGUUUUUGCGCAGAAAUGUACUCCUUCUUUCCCCCAUUUGUACAAUGGCCUUCAUAUGCCAUCGUAGGAAAAAAAAGAAAAAAAGAUUAAUAUCAGGAUGGCGGGAAGAACAGUGUUGAUGUAAAUUUUUCCGGAAAGCAUCAACUCAUGUUAGUCUCAGGGAAUCACUCGUAUCACCAUGUGAUAGGCGUAACCGAAGAUGAAUUGUGUUUUCCACCUGCUUUCUCUGCUCUUUCAUACCUAGACCAACAUUUUUUGCCAAACCAGCCGUCCGCCUCUUGCCAACGGCCUGUUUACAGGAAAAAAACCGAAGCUGCAGAGAAUGCCCCAUUAUUCCGUUCAAGUGGAGGAUACACGGAGCUUCGUUUCCAACACAUUUCCCCAACGGCGCACCGAGUCGAGUGCUAAAUAUCAUCAGCCUGUGAAGGGAUGAGGUCUUAUAAAGAUGUGAAAAGGUCUGCAUUGUGUGGUUUUUGUACCUUUUUUUUGUUUUGUUUUCUUAAACCAAAUUUUCCCCUGUGAUUUCAGUGACAGUACUGUGAAUUAUUUUCCUCUGGAAGAGGUUUAUCAAUGCAGCAGAUCCCUGCUCAACGUUUUCCAACCUUGGAAGUGAUCCUCCUGUGUUUAGGGUAGGGGGAUUUUCCCGCCAUCUGCAUUAGCAAACCCAACCAUUAGAAUCAGCCCUUGGUCGCUACAUGCCAGUGUUAAUGUUGGACGGAGUUCUUGGUGCUAUUUUAAUGAAGACAGCGGGGAGUGGCUGCAGAUGGAGCAGCCGCUCGUUUUGUUAUCAGCACUUCAGCAGGUGCUCUGGAAAAUGGGUUCUACCCUGCAAGACGAGGGUGUGUACAGUUCUAGAGCCAUCUUCUUUGCCAAUAAGAGAGAGAACCACUGUAUUUAUCAUAUUGCCAAAAUUCUUUCUGCAUAUAAAUAAGUGGGUACAUGAGGAACUACAGUGAAUAAAAAGUAAAAGUCGGUGUUCUUAAAUAAUUUCCAGCUUGACUUUUGUAGGAACCAGAGGAUGAAACUUCUUAAAUGUUUUUUUUUUUAUUUUUUAGCUAAAUUAUUUGAAUAAAAGAAAAAUAUUUAUGGUGUUUUCCAACAGCAUUGAUAUCUCUUGAGUGUAUUUUUCAUUGCUUGUCCUACUGUAACCACAAUCUAUACAUUCAAUGUUCAAGAAGGUGGUUUGGUCUGAGUAAGAACCCAAAAGUUCAACUUUUUGGUCUAAAUAUUAGCAAUCCUGAACACACUUUCCAACUCACAAUAAUGUCCUACACUGUGGUGGUCUACCAUGUUUAAAAAAAAAAAGCACAGAAAUUUGUGGUGACAUGACAAAAUAUGAACAGGUUCGAGAAAUGUCAAUACUUUUUUCAUGUCAGGUAUUGUUUUAUUUCCUUCUGCAAAUAUAGUGAGUUGUGUGUGUAUCGAAACACUGCUUUCCGAGCCAGCCUUCAUUUUGUCGUAGUUGAGAUGCAAAGGUUUGGCUGAAUUUGUUUGUUAGCUGAACAUUAAAAUCCAAACAAAAAAUACAUAUAAAUUUGUGAGACGACUCUCAACACGUUUUCUUCUGGGUGAAUGGAAAAUGUAGAGGCGAUUCGAAGUGAUUUCACUGCCUGCAUGAUUUGCUUCUCUUGCUCCUACAAAACAAAAAGGAAAGAGAAGAGGGGGGGAGGCCGAUGUAAUUCUUGUUUGCAGUUUUUCUAAAAGAAAGUAUGUGUAAAUAAAGGUCAAGAACCACUGAAACUCA